AUGGUUAGCGGGAUGGAGGCAUUUGAUCCGUUAUCGCUAUUCAGUCCUGUUAAGAAAUAUACGAACGAACCAGGCGAGUACUUUUAUAAUGACAGCUAUGAAGCAAAAGGUGAUCUUAACGAGAGUGAUGAUGAUAGUGAUGAUGAUGAUGAUUUAGAUGCACCAAUACAUAUACUUGAUUUGCCAGUCAUAAGAUCGAAACCUCCAUAUGUGGUAUUGAUGGUUAUCUUGAAACUCUUAGCUCCGAACGAGACAUUGAACUUUGGUCCUUCUUCUCCUACAACUGAUAAUGAGAUUGAGGUAGACGCAAACACGGUUUUCACAGAGAAAGGUUUAGACCAACUGAUGGUCAAUGAAGCAUUACUAUGGUUAGAGACUCGAUGUCCUCGUCUAAACACAGUUAGUAGGCUUGCUUGUUUACCUGCAUUUGCAUUAGGACUUCGGAAUAACUAUGCCGAAGGAUAUUUUUCGUACAUGACUCGUAUAGUUUCCUCGGAGUUAGCAUGGAUCGAUAAUGAAUUGUUCCGAAGUGCAUUGCAGAAGGAAGCGUCUUUAAGAAUAAGUGAAAGCUGCGGAAGAACGGCUCAGCCAGAGAUUAUCCGAAAAAUUGUCAUCAAUGGCUUGCAGGCCUUCCAUGUUGAUGAUGUAAUUAGACUUAAAGAACCUACCCUUACCAGUGAUAACUUAGGACUUAAGACUUGGGGUUCUUCUUUAAUACUUGCACAACGGUUAAUUACAUUUAACUCCGAAAAACAGUACCUCCGAAGCCCUGUGUUGGAGUUAGGAUCAGGAACUGGUCUUGGGGGUAUUGCCAGUUGUAUCUUAGGUUAUAAGACGUAUUUGACGGACUUAAGGGAAAUCGUACCCAAUUUAAAGGAUAACAUUGAGCUUAAUAAUAUUGGGAAUGCCCUUGCUGGUGAGUUAGAUUGGACCAAUGUUAGUACAUUCACCGCUGAACAUGGAAAUAUCAAGUUCCCCACAAUAUUAGUAAGUGAUCCUAUUUAUCUGGAACAACAUCCGUAUUUUCUUAUGAAUGCGAUACGAGAAAUGGCGGAUUUUUCCGAACAAGAAACUCGUAUAUUAAUCCAGAUUCCCUUAAGACCGAAAUACGAGAAUGAAAGAGCACUUCUUUGGCAAUUAAUGGAACAAUUAUUCAUAAUGGAAGAUGAAAAAAUAGAGAAAGGGUAUGAUGAUUUCGGAGAAAUGAGUUUUUGUUUCCGAAUGUAUCGGAUUAAAUAA
Lizanozyma spartinae is the source of this 1239-nucleotide messenger RNA. Its product is annotated as S-adenosylmethionine-dependent methyltransferase. The transcript is spliced from 2 exons. The record is from RefSeq and is a predicted model, not a curated record. Lineage: Eukaryota; Fungi; Ascomycota; Pichiomycetes; Serinales; Debaryomycetaceae. The coding region runs from base 1 to 1239 and encodes 412 amino acids.